AUCUGAACCAGACCAAGUUCCCCAUCAACAUCCUCAUCAUGCCGAACAUGGCCACCGUGGAGUCAAGGAAGGACCUCGUGCUCUCGAAGAUCGUCCUCGUGCUGUCGUUCUUCUUCUUCGGGUUUAUGUGUUNGGGGGGGGAGGGGGGGGGGGGGGGGGGGGGGGGGGGGGGGGGGGGGGGGGGGGGGUUGCAUCUGUAGGCACGAAAAUAUCGCCCGAGGGAGGAGCAGGUGGGCUUAGAAGAAACCACUACCCAAGGGAACAGCUGAAAAUAGAAAUCACUGCCCUUCUUGUUGUGUGUUGCAGGAAUCCAUGAAGCACUAAGUGAUGUUCUUGUUGUGUGUUGCAGGAAUCCAUGAAGCACUAAGUGAUGUUCUUGUUUUGUGUUGCAGGAGUCCAUGAAGCUCAUGGGCCUCAGCUCUACGAUGUACUGGAUCUCAUGCCUCCUGGGGGCCCUGCCCUUCGGAAUGAUUAUAACAAUAGCCCUGGUCGGCUCGUGCUGUAUCCCGUUUUCUGGCGCAGCUGGCCCCAUCUUCAACAGCAGUCCCAUCCUGCUGUUCAUCUUUUACGUCAUGUACACCGUCAACAUCACCACUUUUGCCUUCCUACUGAGCUGCUUCAUCAACAAAGGUAAGCCUUUCAAUUUAAGUUACACGUCAUUUAAUUUCGUUUUUUCAGCGUCGUCGGUAUAAAUUAAUUAAUCCCUUGGAUGUUGUUCAUCCAUGAUCGAUCCUUGUAAAAAUUCUGUAAACUAUGUCAAGGAUGCAAGCGUAACUUUGUUACAUCAUCUUUCCGAGUGGUUGAAAGCCUGAGAUUAAGCAAGAAGUUACAAAAAAUUCCAUGGUUUUAGGAACAGUUUGUUCUUGCAACUGUUUCCAUGACCUUGCAAAAAAAUUGCCACCGGUUUUGACAACAAAUUCCCCAUGGCUUUAAAACAAUUUUUUUUUGUUUUUUAAAAAAAGAACAACAUUUCCAUUUUUCUUUUGUUGUUGUUGUUGUUGCGAUAACCGCUUUAAAAACGAAUGUAGCCAGUGUCUGGCCGCGGAUGUGUCAGGUAUGCACUAUCGGGUGAUCCACAGUAUUUCAGUUUGUGCGUGACAAAAUAAGUAGGUUUCUGAAUUAAUACAACCAUUUUACAAUGUUCCGUUUGGAGUAAGGGCCUCUUAAUUCGUUUUUUUUAAAAAUGUUAAAUUAUAUGAGCUAUAUAGAUAUAAUUUCAAUCUGAUCUAUUGCAUUGGUGGAUCAGUCGCUACAAGUGUGUGCACUCAAUUUUUAAAAUCCAUGCUUAUCACAUGGACAGCUGUAUGUGGCCUGUUCACUUCUCACAUGGACAGCUGUAUAUGGCCUGUUAACUUCAAAAGGGAUAGCUGUAUGUGGCCUGCUAACUUCUCACAAGGACAGCUGUAUGUGGCCUGCUCACUUCUCACGUGGACAGCCGUAUGUGACCUGCUGGCUUCUCACAUGGACAGCUGUAUGUGGCCUGCUAACUUCUCACAUGGACAGCUGUAUGUGGCCUGUUCACUUCUCACGUGGACAGCUGUAUGUGGCCUGCUCACUUCACACAUGGACAGUUGUAUGUGGCCUGCUCACUUCUUACAUGGACACUGUAUGUGGCCUGCUAACUUCUCACAUGGACAGCUGUAUGUGGCCUGCUCACUUCACACAUGGACAGUUGUAUGUGGCCUGCUCACUUCUCACAGGGAUAGCUGUAGGUGGCCUGCUAAUUUAUCACAUGGACUGCUGUAUGUGGCCUGCUAAUUUAUCACAUGGACAGCUGUAACUGGCCUGCUAACUUCUUACAUGGACAGCUGUAUGUGGCCAGCUAACCUCUAAUGGGAUAGCUGUAUGUGGCCUGUUCACUUCCCACGUGGACAGCCGAAUUGGGCCUACUCAAUUCUCACAUGGACAGCUGUAUGUGGCCAGCGAACUUCUAAAGGGAUAGCUGUAUGUGGCUUAAUCUAAUCUUACUUGGACAGCUGUAUGUGGUCAGCUAACUUCUAAAGGGAUAGCUGUAUAUGGCCUAAUCUUUUCUUACAUGGACAGCUGUAUGUGGCCUGCUAACUUCUAAAGGGAUAGCUGUAUAUGGCCUAAUCUUUUCUUACAUGGACAGCUGUAUGCUAACUUCUAAAGGGAUAGCUGUAUAUGGCCUAAUCUUUUCUUACAUGGACAGCUGUAUGUGGCCUGCUAACUUCUAAAGGGAUAGCUGUAUAUGGCCUAAUCUUUUCUUACAUGGACAGCUGUAUUUGGCCUGCUAACUUCUAAAGGGACAGCUCUAUGUCGUCUGCUAACUUCUCACAAGGACAGCUGUAUGUGGCCAGCUAACUUCUAAUGGGAUAGCUGUAUGUGGCCUGUUAACUUCUCACGUGGAUAGCUGUAUGUGGCCUGCUAACUUUUCACAUGGACAGCUGUAUGUAGCCUGCUCACUGUAUAUGGCCUACUAACUUCUAAAGGGAUAGCUGUAUGUGGCCUGUUCACUUCUCACAUGGACAGCCGUGUUGUUUGCUAACUUGUAAAGGGAUAGCUGUAUGUGGCCUGCUAAGUUCUCACAUGGACAGCUGUAUGUGGCCUGCUAACUUCUCACAUGGACAGCUGUAUGUGGCCUGCUACUUUCUAAAGGGACAGCUGUAUGUGGCCAGCUCACUUUUCACAUGGACAUCUGUAUGUGGCCUGCUCACUUUUCACAUGGACAGUUGUAUGUAGCCUGCUCACUUUCACAUGGACAGCUGUAUGUGGCCUGCUCACUUUCACAUGGACAGCUGUAUGUAGCCUGCUCACUUUCACAUGGACAGCUGUAUGUAGCCUGCUCACUUUUCACAUGGACAGCUGUAUGUAGCCUGCUCACUUUUCACAUGGACAGCUGUAUGUAGCCUGCUCACUUUCACAUGGACAGCUGUAUGUGGCCUGCUCACUUUUCACAUGGACAUCUGUAUGUGGCCUGCUCACUUUUCACAUGGACAGCUGUAUGUAGCCUGCUCACUUUCACAUGGACAGCUGUAUGUAGCCUGCUCACUUUUCACAUGGACAGCUGUAUGUAGCCUGCUCACUUUUCACAUGGACAGCUGUACGUGGCCUGAUCGCGUGUCCAAAAACCUUCUAUCUUAUUCGUUUGCUUUCUAGACGGAAAAAGAAAAGAAAUAUUGUCUGUAUAAAAGUACUUUCUUUGUGUGGCAUUGCAACGCGUGCCGAGAUGAGAGAGACAGAGAGAGAGGGGGAGAGAGAGAGGGGGGAGAGAGAGAGUGAGGGGUAGAGGGAGGGAGGGGGGAUAUUAUAUACUGUUUUCCUUGCGAGAUGUAUUUAUGGACUAACGUCAUUGUGUAUCAGGUGGAUGUUUGAGUUCUGUGCAAAAUAAAGCCAUAAUGCACAAUAAACUUGUUUAGUGUCUUUUGAAUCACACUAGUCCCGUGUUGUGAACCAGGCAGAUUUGCCAUCAGAAUACGAGACAUCGUAUAGUCGCCAUCAUCAUAAGAUGUUAGACAAGGUGAACUAUUUGACACCACCCCCCCCCCCCCCCCCCCCCCCCCCCCCCCCCCCCCCCCAUCCUUCCAUCCUCCUAUUUAUCCAAUCACCAUACCCAAUUAUCGUCCCCUUAAACAUACCAUCUUCUUCCUCAACCCCCCCCCCUCGUGUCCUCGGCAGCUCGCAAUGCUGUUGUGGCGUCAGCGACGCUCUUCGUGGCCACCUCGUUCGGAGUUGACCUGGCGAUCAAAUACAUGACAUCACGCAUCAUGACUUUGCUUGUGGGCACCAUUGUACCCCAGACUGGGCUGGACAUCUUCUUGAAGCAACUGGUUAAAAUGGAACUGAGAGGUAAGUUCCCGUAAACAUCCAGCUGGUUAGAAUGGAACUGAGAGGUAAGUUCCCGUAAACAUCCAGCUGGUUAGAAUGGAACUGAGAGGUAAGUUCCCGUAAACAUCCAGCUGGUUAGAAUGGAACUGAGAGGUAAGUUCCAGUAAACAUGAUGAAUAAAAAGAUAUCAUUUUAGCAAACCGAGUUAUUACAAAAGUCGAAAGUUGAAAACUGAAUGGGGUACGACCAUGAAGGACAAAACUUAAUUGACUUCCCACGGUGAAAAGAUCGACAGGAUUGGUUCCGCUCUCUUCUCAUUGGUCGUUGUCAUGGUGGUGCUAAGGAAACGUGGAUUGGGUAACACUUGCCCGUGAAUUGAGAGGAAACAAUUUAUUCAGAUUACCAUUAUUUAAAAAAAAAAAAAGUAAUAAUUAUCUUAAGCGUCAGUUUUACUGACCCCCAAUCAACUUACUGGAAUCGCGUUUAGACACAACAAAUGCGAAUGCGUGUAUGGUUUGCACCGACUUUGGGCAAAGGAUUUUCUUAAUCGAAAUUCAAAAUAACAGAUUAAUAGUAAUAAAAUAACUACAUACAUUGAUAUGGAAUAGCGCGUCAUCGCAUUGACCAACAGGCGUCUGGCCCGUUUGGAGGUGUGUGUAUGUGUGUGGGGGGGGGGUUAAGAGCUCGCGCUCGAUGACCCACCGACGCUAUUUCCCGAUGUGACGUACUGACCAUAACAAAUAUACAGCUACCUCACCAAUCUUUAAGAUGGGGUGAAAUGUCUAAGAUAACCCCAAUCUUAACAUUUCCACCCCUUGUGUUGCGGUGUGGAGUCUCGUGGCGAAUAGAUUAUGUGUACUAAAGUGUCAAAACACAAUGGUCACAGGUUAGUAAUAUCCACACGACUGAUCGGAGAUUGGCUGGAUUAAAGCAAUCUUAACUUUAAGUCAUGGUAUUAAAAUGGAUCAGGGUGGACAGCUCGAAACACACACACCCACACCACCCCCAACCCCCCACCCCCCCCCCCCAAACUCCCGAACGAAUUAUACUCACGAAACACCCCCCCCCCCCCCCCAACCCCCCCCCCCCCCCCCCCCCAAACUCCCGAACGAAUUAUACUCACGAAUUAUUGAUAUAAAGUUUCUGUGAAGUCUUUGAAUCGAACACAUUUUCUUCUUCUUCUUCUUUUUCUUUAUUUGGAGGGCCCAGGAUCAAUGAAUUGAUCAUUCUGGCUCCUAUGUUUCAGAGGGGUUCGCGAUGUCACUGUCCAUGGGUUUCAAUGGGAUACUUUCACUGGUUGCAAGGGCGACUCAGCAGUGGUGUUACGAACUGGGGGGGGGGGGUUGGAAGACAGGAGGCAGUGGACACAAAUGUCUCGAGUGUAGCCGCCUCAACUGUUGCUUUGUCAUUUGAGACGGAUAUGGUUUUGGUUUUUUUUCUCCAUUUUAAAGAUCGAACAAUGACGUUUUCCAACUUCAUGGACAAUCCUUCCGUACCGCACCAAUCCGGUUUGGAGGCCGUUCUCAUUCUAAUACUGAACUCCACCUUCAAUAUGUUGAUCGUGGCGUAUGUGGACGCCGUGAACCCGGGGGAAUUCGGUGUGCCGCAGCCCUUUAACUUUUUCUUGACGGUAAGUUAA
Lymnaea stagnalis (great pond snail) is the source of this 5425-nucleotide messenger RNA. The record is from the annotation of a GenBank genome assembly. Lineage: Eukaryota; Metazoa; Mollusca; Gastropoda; Lymnaeidae.